Belonocnema kinseyi is the source of this 600-nucleotide messenger RNA. Its product is annotated as extensin-like. The transcript is spliced from 2 exons. The coding region runs from base 1 to 600 and encodes 199 amino acids. The record is from RefSeq and is a predicted model, not a curated record. Lineage: Eukaryota; Metazoa; Arthropoda; Insecta; Hymenoptera; Cynipidae.
AUGGCGAUUGUGAACAGCCUCCAGACGAUGGUGGUGAGUAACUUGACCAUGGUGGAGAUGAGUAACCGCUACUACCCGAUGUUGAGUAACUUGACCAGGGUGCUGAGUUACCUGCAGUACCUGAGUACGAGCUGCUACCCUGAAACAUUUGGCUUCCGCCGGAGCUGCCUUGGUUACAUACAUACACCUCCUUUACCCCCAUCAACAGUUAUUUUACCUCCUCAACCACCUCUAGAAAUUUUUUAUUUCUUUAUGCUUCUCCCACCAAUCGCACCACCACCACCAACUAUUAUCAUCGCACCUCCACCUUCACUCCCGCCACCUCCUCUACCACCUCCUUCUGUUCGCCAAAACCUUCACAAUACUUCUCCACCUUUGCCACCUCCUUCAGCACCUCCACCUCCACCAAUAGUCAUUCCACCUCUCUUAUCACGUCCACUCCCACCAAUGUUCAUUCCACUGCCCCAACUUUCUUGUCAAGGACACUCACCUCCACCCCUGUCAAUUUGCAUUCCACCUCCUCCACAUUCCAGUCCGGGAAACUCACUCCCACCUCCAACAAUGUUCAUUCCAACUCCUCCACAGUCCUGCCCUGGAUAG